Messenger RNA from Prorocentrum cordatum, 1247 nucleotides. NCBI's taxonomy places the organism in Eukaryota, Dinophyceae, Prorocentrales, Prorocentraceae. The record is from the annotation of a GenBank genome assembly.
GCGGGACGGGAAGCGCUGACAACUCAUCACGCAGCGCCCAGGCCCAAACCACAGCCGACGCCAGCCCACCUCCCGAGGCCAGCUCCCCCUUCUCACUCGCCGCCGCGCGCGACUGCCCACGGGCGCCCACGGGCGCAGACCGCCUGCUCAGCCGCGGGAGCCGCCGGAGAGCCACCGCCGCACAAACCGCCGCUGCUCCUCCGUCAGUGCCGAGGGACAAACGACGGCACCGGCACGGAAACUUUCGGAGGCGUUUGCGCUCACACGUCACCGCUUCUUCCUCGGCCUGGGGGGAUCGGGAGAGGGCUCCCGAGUCCAGCGGGUCCCCUCGGGCGGAGUACCCGGCCUGCACGGCGCCCAGGGCCCCCUCCGCGCCAACUCCGGGAAGAGGCGCCCCAGCAGGCAGGCCGCGACCACCCCGGUCCGCCCGCGCCCCCCCCAGCAGUGCAGGUAGACCCGCUCCCCGGCGCGCAAGCGCUCCGACAGGCAGUCCAGCAGCCCGGCCAGCUGCCGAGAUGGGUCGGGGUCCCCAGGUCUGGCAUGGGGGCGUGCAAGAAGCUCAUCAACGCCGCCGCGCUCCCCGCCAGCUCCGCCGCCCGCCCGGCGUAGCGCUCGAAGCGCCCGGGGAAGCCCGCCACGCUCACGCCCCGAGCCGGCCAGGACGCUGGAGCCUCCUGCGGCGGCAGCUCGCCCUGGAGGCAGACGAAGGUCCACCUUGGCGUCGCGCAGGAGGGACGCCAGCUGCUGCUCGCCCGCCUGCGGCGACGUGCAGUACACCGGGCUCGUGUACGGGUAGCGCCCCACCAGCAGCCGCCCUCGCAGCAGCCAGUUGGCAAAGCGAGAGAACCUCUCUGGCUGCAGGCCGGGGGGCGCCAGCUAUCCGCCUCAUGCCACCAGCCCUGUGGGCGUACAGCGGGACUCAGCACAGAAGUCAGAAGUGCAUCCGUCUCCAGAACAUGGGCCCUCCGCCAGCCAGACUGACGAACAUUCGAGGGUGCCCUCCCCGAGGAUGCACCAGAGCAUCCAGAAAGCGCGGCGAGUAUCAGGGCACCCUCCUCAGACCGACCUCGAUCUCAUAUCUCCGUCCGACCGUAGACGGUAUGAGGGAUUGUCUCUUCCCUCUUCCAAUACCUCUUCUUUCCCUUGCCGGGGAGUUUGGGUUGGGACGAUGAGGGGCAUGAGCAACAGCAUCCAGACGCAAUAGACGAUACCUCCGGCCGCCGACGGGUAAGGAUUUUUUUUUUCGC